AUGAUUGACUCGGUCCUCAGCGUCGCCUUCUACCUGUCCACCGCAAUCACCCUAUUUAUUCUGCUCCUUCCAUCCCAGUAUCAGCCAGGCACCUCUUCCACAAGGGACGCGCAACAUGGACCGCAAAAGCCCAAGACCAGCGUUCAGAUCCUCGUUCUCGGAGAUAUUGGCCGCAGUCCGCGCAUGCAGUACCAUGCCUUGAGCAUUGCGAACCGAGGCGGGCAGGUGGCGAUCAUUGGGUAUAAAGAGUCCGACCCUCAUCCCGACAUUACCUCGCAUCCCAACAUAUCCAUUGUCCCGCUACAUCCUCAUCCGGCUAUCCUCCAGACCAGCAACAAGCUUCUGUUCACGAUUUACGGGCCCUUGAAGGUGUUGUUUCAAAUCGCUUGUCUAUGGAAGUGUCUAGCAUACACCACCAAGCCAGCACGUUGGCUGCUGGUACAGAAUCCACCGUCAAUUCCCAGUUUGGCCAUUGCGUCAAUCGUCUGCUUUCUCCGGCAGACGAAACUGGUCAUUGACUGGCACAAUUUCGGCUAUUCAAUCCUGGCCUUGAAGCUAGGUAACAGUCACCCCCUCGUAAAGCUGUCGAUAUGGUACGAGAAAUUCUUUUGCAAGUCAGCCACUGCGCAUUUUUGCGUGACCAAUGCCAUGGCCGCGGUUCUGAAAAGGGACUUUGCACUUCAAGCACCUGUCUUGCCGUUACAUGACCGGCCAGCCAGUCACUUUCACCCCAUAGUAAAACCUGGCGUGCGACGGGAGUUUCUCGCCUCUCUGCCGGAAACCAAGACAACGCGCUCUUCCCUGGCUGCAGGCACUCUCAGGGUUCUAGUGAGCUCAACUUCGUGGACGGCUGAUGAGGACUUCUCCAUCCUCAUUGAUGCCCUUCUUCAAUAUUCGGAACUGGCCACCACAACACACCCCCAGCUCCCUGACGUGUUGGCCAUCAUUACUGGCAAGGGUCCCCAGAAGGACAUGUACAUGAAGCAGAUCGUGGCACAUGAACAAGCCGGAAGGCUCCAAAGGGUCACUAUUCGGACGGCAUGGUUGAGCGUACCGGAUUACGCGCAGUUGUUGGCAUCGGCGGCGCUGGGAGUCAGCCUGCAUACCAGCAGCAGUGGCGUGGAUCUGCCGAUGAAAGUGGUAGACAUGUUCGGUGCCGGCCUGCCGGUGGUGGGCUGGAGUCAUUUUGAGGCGUGGCCAGAGCUAGUGACCGAGGGACGCAACGGGAUGGGCUUCGGCAGCUCUGCAGAGCUUGCUGACCGAUUGGUUCUCCUGUUUGGCGAUAACAGUCGGUUGGAAUCGCUGCGUGUGGGCGCACAAAAAGAAAGCGCGCGGCGAUGGGAUGACGAAUGGGAUCCUAUCGCAGGCUCACUUCUUGGUCUGAACUAG
Penicillium lagena is the source of this 1389-nucleotide messenger RNA. RefSeq names its product chitobiosyldiphosphodolichol beta-1,4 mannosyltransferase. NCBI's taxonomy places the organism in Eukaryota, Fungi, Ascomycota, Eurotiomycetes, Eurotiales, Aspergillaceae. The transcript has 3 exons. The record is from RefSeq and is a predicted model, not a curated record. Gene Ontology annotation, cellular component: endoplasmic reticulum. Bases 1 to 1389 code for a protein of 462 amino acids. Gene Ontology annotation, molecular function: mannosyltransferase activity.